CUACAUAAAAGAGAAAAAAAAAACAAUAAUUAUAACAGAGCAAAAUAAUUGAAUAAAAAUUUUUGCGGUGUGAUACGAAUAAUAUAUUUUCUUUUCUUUACUUUAGAAGGCAUAAUUAUGUCAGAUAGUUCUGAUCAACUUUCGUCGCCUAGUAGCGAGUGUAACAGUCAGUCGAUGGGUUCUGUCCAUAGAGGAAUUGUAUCAACGGUGCAAGUAUCAGGAAUAAAUAAUAAUCCUUCUUACAAUAACGGAUCCUCCGCAAUGACGGGACUUCCGCUUCACCAUCAUCAUCAUCAUCAUAAUCCACAAAAUUUAACUUCGUGUAAUGCAAAUGCCGCUGCACCUGGAAGUCCUCAGUAUUCGCCGGAACUUUCUUCGUGCACUUCGAACUCCAACAACCUGCAAAUACAGAACGGAUCAGCCGCCGCUGCCGUCGCCGCUGCUGCCGUAGGAUUAACUAUACCAAAUAAUGCCAACAAUUUUACACCGGAACAAAUAUCGUGCAUGUGCGAAGCACUUUCACAGAGCCAGGACAUCGACAGGCUCACCAGGUUUUUGUGGUCCUUACCACCUGGGGAGCUUCUUCGAGGCGGUGAAAGCGUUUUGAUGGCGAGAGCUUCGGUUGCUUUUCACAGAGGAGCGUAUCACGAGUUGUAUUCGAUAUUGGAAGGGCAUCCUUUUUCAACCCGACGGCAUCCGGAUUUACAGCAAAUGUGGUUUAAAUCGCAUUAUCGUGAGGCGGAAAAGAUACGGGGACGUCCUCUUGGAGCUGUCGAUAAAUAUAGAUUGAGAAAAAAAUAUCCUUUACCAAAAACAAUAUGGGAUGGUGAAGAGACCGUUUAUUGCUUCAAGGAAAGAUCGAGAAAUGCUUUGAAAGAGUGUUACCUGAGAAACAGAUAUCCAACACCCGACGAAAAGAAAAAUCUUGCCAAAAAAACCGGACUCACACUUACACAGGUCUCUAAUUGGUUCAAAAACAGAAGACAAAGGGACCGCACGCCGCAGAGCAGAUCGGAGAUGCUACCGUUGAGUUGCCAGAAUACCGGAUCAAACGGAAUUUCGGUGAAUGGAUCUUUGGGAAAUGGACAUUCAGGCUUAGGAUCUUCAGCGGGUCAAGGUGGUACCAACCAUCAGAGUGGUCUUCAAUCUCUUCAUCAGGAUUCUGGGAGUCCUAAUUUAGCUAUUUCCCCACUUUCUACAAUGGGAAUGUCACCGGCAGCUCUCAAUCCAUGUAGUCCUAUGGGUAUGAGCCCAAUGGGGCCACAUCAUCAUGGGUAUGCUACCCCAGUGACGCCAUCGUCUGUACACAACGGUGGUUUGAGUCCAAUAAACGACGUGAAGUCGCUCUGCUAUGGAAGAGGAUUGCAGUACGAUUCUGGUAAAGACCUUGAGCAGAGUCCAGUUUAUUAUUCGAGUCACUCGACUAUGCAGCAUCAUCAUUACUACCAGCAGUCUCAUCAUCACCAGAUGAUGGGGGGACCACAUCAUCACCAACAGUCCUCGAUGCCCACAGGAUAUGAGAUCAUGUUACCACCACCUCAGCAUUCUAUGUGACCCAUGGGUCAUCAUCAAAGAGGUCACGAUCAAGACCAGGAUCAUAACACAGAGGACGACGAAGAGGUCCUUGCAAGAAUCCAGGGAUUCGCUUGAUUUAGAAAAAUCCGACGAAAUAUUUAAAAAGUGUGUGUUAUUAUGGUAUUAUUCUAUGGGAGAUGGAUGAAAAAAUUUGCGGAUUUCAUUUUCGGCUGCUUUUUAACGAUCCCUCGAGUCAAUUCAGAACCGCGUGGCGCGGGUUGGGUUCGGAGGUUGAGAGCAGAAAAAAAAAGAUAAAGAAACCGUAAGAAGAAUACAGAUUCGAAUCGGCCAAUGGGAUAUGCAAGUAGAAACGACAUUGCGUUAUGGGAGGGACCAGGAACAGGUUUUAGGAAUCUGUAUCCCCUUUCCCAUUCGCUUCUGCGACAAACAAUGGCUGCAGCCUUUUCCUAUUACCAUAAAUUUGAAAUGACGUACUGUUCCUCUCUUCUUGUUCUUUUUUAUUUAGUACUUAUGGUACUAUAGGCGACAAGCAUAAGUAGAAAUAAAAGAGAAUUUAGAUAUUCUAUGGGGUUUUUUCUCGAUUUCUACAAACGAUUGUAUCCCAGUGUAAAACAGAGGCUAGAGUUAUUAUGAAUGUUGGGUGAAUUUGAUUCCUAUUUGUUAUUUUUCAAGUUCUUAAUUAUUCUCACCGUCAAGUAGAAAAUGAUGGGAAAAAAAAAAGAAUUAAAAUACAGUUUGAAUUUUGAAUUGAUCGGAAAUGGAUAUGAGAUUCGGAAGAAGAAGAAUAAGCUUAGCAGUACUAUCUAGGAUGUAAAAUUAGAAUAAAUUUACAUCGUUUUAAAAUGUACAUGUAAUUAAUUAUGAGUGAACUAGAGUCAUGUGGUUAUACAUAUUAGAUAUAUGUGCGAAUGAGCGAAUGGAAUGAUAUAUAUUUAUAUAAAAAAAUAUAUAAAUAUACCGAUAUAUAAUACGUAGAACCCAUUAGGGCUACUAACGUAAUCUGCAGUGAUUGUAAAUAUUAUAUAGAUGGCGAAAUUAUUAUGUUAUGAUUGCGUGUAUGUUAUGUAUAUAAUAUAUCGUAUGAAAGAAGGGCACUAUGUAACGAAUGAAAUGAUUGAUUUUUAAAAAUAAAUAAAUAUCCGCUACAUAUAAAAGAAUAUGUUUAAAAAUUUUACCCCUGCGCGGUUCGGUGGGUAUUGCUCCUGGUGGAAAUCUGGUAGGCAACCCAAGUU
Messenger RNA from Athalia rosae (coleseed sawfly), 2768 nucleotides. RefSeq names its product homeobox protein SIX2 (gene Six4). Bases 118 to 1554 code for a protein of 478 amino acids. The transcript has 4 exons. Gene Ontology annotation, molecular function: DNA-binding transcription factor activity, RNA polymerase II-specific; RNA polymerase II cis-regulatory region sequence-specific DNA binding. NCBI's taxonomy places the organism in Eukaryota, Metazoa, Arthropoda, Insecta, Hymenoptera, Athaliidae. The record is from RefSeq and is a predicted model, not a curated record. Gene Ontology annotation, biological process: regulation of transcription by RNA polymerase II. Gene Ontology annotation, cellular component: transcription regulator complex; nucleus.